UUGAAAAGGACUAUUGGAUGAAAUCCCAAUAUCAAUCUCCAUACCAAACCCAAUAUCAGCCUUUGCCAACCUUUUCUCCUCAACCAAGUUAUCCAACCUUGAGAAACCCAUAUCCUUUUCCACCAACAAGAACUUUGUAUCCCCCUACUAGAAUUAUUCACCCUAGACCUUUUGGACUAAGAUCCUAUAAUCCUUAUGAAGAUGAAAGAAGAUUUCCAGAAGAAAUGUUCUUUCCUCAAUUAAGGAAACCACAACCUAGAUCAGAACCUAGUCCUUCCCAAACCAAAAAACCAAACCAGACACCUCCUACAGAGAAGCCUCCCAAACAAGAAACCCAGAUGUUCCAACCCUCAGAAAUUGAUUCUGAAAUAGUUGCCUCAUCCACUUCUCAUUCCAUACAGCUACCCGAACCUGAACCUCUUGGUAAUAUGAGCACCUUCUUAAAAAAUCUUACCAAACCCUCUGAGAUAAACCUUCAUUCUGAAACCCAGUCUUCCUCUGACUCAUUAUCAGAAACUUCUACAGCUACAACAUUGUCUGAAACUUCUGAAACUUCUGAUACUUCUGAUCCCCUUUACAUGUUGAACCAACCAGAAGCUGACCCUCCAGAAGAACCUUUGGAACCAGAUCCAGAUCCCAUACUUGCAGAAGAAUUUAGACUUCCCAAUAUUCCACUCCCAACCUAUGGAGAUUCCUCAAAAGGUUUUACUAUAAAUGACAUCCCUCCUUCGAAAUGGAUAGACAGAUUCAAAGAGAUCCAAGGAUGGAUGCAUGCUGAAAUGUUAAAUCCAGCAAAUACUUUGACCAACACAAUUGCGAAAGUCAUUGUUCGUUUUCGUGGAAGACUAUUUGACUGGUAUGUAAGCCUUGGAGAAUAUAGGCAAACUCAAUUAAGAAAUAGUCAGUCCAUUAUUGAAUUUUUCAGCUAUCUCAUUGCUGAAUUCACAGGGCCAGUCAGACAUGAACAGAUUACUGCAAGAGAAGAAUUUUUCCAACUUAAAUGCUGUUCUUUCAAACGGCAUGAUUUGGAAAAACAUUUUAUGGAAAUGAACAAAAGAUACCAUAAGAUUGGAGGAAUCGAUGAUGUUAAUCUCAAGCAAUAUUAUUUAGAAUCUAUUCCUUCUACUUUGGGCAAAGAGGCCACCAAGACCAUGGAAAACCAAGGACUCACAAUUCAAAUUGUUAGUUUUGGAGAAAUUUAUCAGUUUGUUUUACAUGCUUUAGAACGGUUAUGUAACCAAGUAGAAUUUGUCAAGCAAAUGGAGAAAAACAAGUAUCUUCUUGGGAAAUCCUGUGACAAGCCGUUUUUGCUGGAUGAUGAACACAAUGAUGAGACUUUGAUCUCAAUCUCCUACACAGUGGACUCUGAGCUUAAUGAAAUCUCAAAUUCAGUCAUACCUGAGGUAUUUUGUCCCCCUGAAUAUUCCCUGAACCUCUAAACCAAAUACCUGCUGACUCCUAUCCACUCUGUCAACCAACCCCAAUAGCCAUGGUUCAACUCCUACAUGAACACUAUUCCAAACCACUUACCCUCCCUGCCUUUUUUGAUACUGGCGCAUCUGCAAGCAUAUUAAAACCUGAUCUGCUCCCUAAACAAUUUUGGGAUCUGUAAUUGGUAUUCAAUCAUUUUUUCUCUGUUAUGUCUCUACUUGGAUGAAUUUUUUUUUCUCAUUUUUUUGGUUAAAAAAGACAUCCUUAAAAUGUUUGAAGAUAUUAUGGAUAGAUUGUUUUAAUCAUGGAUGCAAUGUUUUUUUUUUUUCUUUUACCAUUUAAUGAGUCCUUUGUUGAAAAACUUUAGGAGAAACAUUUUAACCACGUUUUUUGUUUUCUUUCUUUUUUCUUGUGAUCAUAUAAAUGGUUGCUUUGUUUUAUCCCAUGAUCAUCGAUUAUUAUCAGUUUUAUCACUGCUAUUGUUUGUUCGUAGCAAUAUAAUAUCUAUUUGUGAUGAUUUUUGGGUGAUGUUCUAGUUUUGAAUAGUGGUUAGUAUUUAUGUGUUGGCCCACUUGGAUUUGAUUAUUUUGCUGGUUAUGUGGGUAUGUAGCUUGUAUUUGGGUGCGUCGCUCUAGAUAUAAUUAGGAGGUAUAAUCCAUGAGUUGGUUCAUUUGAUUCACAUCUUUAUUAGUGAUUCUGUUUUUUUUUGCUUCAAUAUAUGUUUUUUGUUUCUUUUUCCUUUUUUUUUCCCCUUUUCCUGGUUAUUUGGGUAGGUAGCUCUAAAAAUAAUAUAGGAGUUACAAUCCAUUAUUCAUAUUUGUAUAAGUUUUUUAUUUUUAUUUUUAUUUUUUUUGGUCUAGUAUGCUUGCUUGAAAUGAGGAUGACUGUACCUAAAUGAGGAAGUUGAGAUGGAUGAGUGGCAAGACCAAGAAGGAAAAAAAUUGGAAUGAACAAAUUCAAGGAAAUUUAGGGGUAGCUCUAAUAGCAAUUAAAAUGCGGAAAAAUAGACUUAAAUUGACAUGGAUGAAAGUAGUAAGAAAAGAUAUGAUGACUUAUUUUUUUAAAAAAAUGUUAACUACAAAUGCUGAAAAAUCCAGAAGUUUUUUUUGGUAUUAUCGGUUCAUACAAUACAUAUUUUAGAUCAUAUUACCUUCUUUUAGUUUUUUUAUUUCCCAUUGUACCUUUGGUUUGAAAAUUUAAGUAUGGAACCACAAAAUUGGAUAUAUUUGAGCAGUUCCAAUGUCCAACUUUUGAAUUAUUUGAGGGAAUUUUGUGGAAGUAAAAGAUGAACAAAAUAAGCAAGUGGGAUCUAUGAAAAUUUUGAGAAACUUGAAUGGAAGAUUUUAAAUACUGUAAAGAAGGGUGGUAAUUUUGAAGUUUUUACAAUUGAUGGUGUUGAAAGUACAAUUUACUCUUUUCAAAAUUAAUUAAAAAUUGAUUAUACAGCCUAGUCCAAUCUCGUGAUUAAGUUGUUUAGCCUGCCAGAAAUGUGGUUAGAAGGAUUUUUGUGGUCUUAAGUUGAUUCGUCGUCUGAAUACACAAUAGAAAAUAGUGUUUUUGAGUUUUUGAAAGUCUAGAUCUAUUGUCCCCCUCAAAUUGAUGAAGUCCAUUUUGAGUGCGCAGGGUUGGAUUUACAACACUUUUGAGUUCCUAAUGUCUUUAUUUUUCAAGUAAUUAGAGAACUUUAUCAAAUCACAUAAAAAUUUAAACCAUUUGACUUUUCACAUUGGUGUGAUUGAUAAAUUUCUAAACCCCUAAGAGUGUAUCAUUUGAUGGGCUAUUUGAAAUUUGAUCAAACGAAUGAUUAAGCUAUUUGAAUUAGAUGAAUAGGUAGGAGUUAGACGUUAAAUAGUUCAACUCUUACUGUGAUUUGACGAAUUUCUUAAUUAUUAAUAUGAGGCAUGUAAUCGAAAACUUCCUAGAUAAAAAUAUUCUCCUUGACUGCACUUUUUUCUUUUUCUUUUUUUCCUUUGAGUGGGGUGAGUGGAGGAUGAUCAUGUGCUGUGGGUGAUUGGGCUUCUAAUUGGUGGCCAAAUUUAUUCCAUCAAAAAUUAUAAACUUUAAUGUUCUUAUGCUCCCAAGUAACGAGUGAACAUUAAUGUGACUGUGGUAUGAAGUGCAUUGGAGCUACUAAAUUUAUUAGUUAGUAAGCCUAAUAAUGAACCAUGACUCAUCUUGGA
This is a messenger RNA of Amborella trichopoda, 3611 nucleotides long. NCBI's taxonomy places the organism in Eukaryota, Viridiplantae, Streptophyta, Magnoliopsida, Amborellales, Amborellaceae. The record is from RefSeq and is a predicted model, not a curated record.